AUGAACCGUCGAGAUGCCGCACGUCGUGCCGCACCCGUCGCGGCACAGAGCACCCCGAGCCCCCAACACAUCCAUGUGGCGCAACGUGAAGACCUCACACAACCACCCCCCUCCAUUUUUCCCUCCUUGUAUGAUCCCGAACAAACGCCCCCUGAAACCCAUCCCCCAGUUGAAAGCAAAAAACCCCACCCGCUUUUAUCGCCUUCACCUCAAGCCCCUUUACGUCGGGGUGUCGAAUCAAGAAGUCACUCUUAUCAUCCACAUGGCGCACAAGUCUUAGAAGAGUUCACUACUCCAUCCUCUCACGCACCCACUCGACAAGUCCUGGCAGGUUUUGCACAUGUAGACCCGCCUUGUCGCGUUGGGAUUUCCCCAGACAAGCUACCACAGGCAAUAUUAUCUAGGGCAUUACGUCGUCUCGGAAUUUCAAGCAACCGCCGAAAAGGCGUGCUAGCUACGCGGCUGCGCACACACGGAAUCGAUAGCCCGGAACGCAUAUCGACCCUUGCAAGAAAGUGGGAAGAGGUGGGGUGUGUUGAUGUGUCAAUUUUGGGAGGGCAGAUCAGCGGUUCUCAUCAAAAGAGUACCGCUGAGAUCUCGUGCCCCCAACUGGACCCGACAUGAAACAGCUCGUCUCUGUCAUGUGAUGGCUGAUGCUAGGAAUCCAACAGUGCUACAGUGCAUGUAUCAGAGGGCAGAGACGCGAGCGGAGCUUGAUGAAGGACGUCAUGACCCUUUUGCGCAUGAAUUUCAAGAUCUGUUCAAUGAUCGAGAAUUUGUACCAUCCCCACCGGAGCCCGUCGAUGGCAUUGUCAGUGAUUUGUUGAGUACAUUUGAUGCUAGCCUACAUCCCUUCCGGAGGGAUGGAACUACUUUAAAGCAAAGAUGGACUCGUCUGCGA
Molecule: messenger RNA, 901 nt
Organism: Chondrus crispus (carragheen)
Lineage: Eukaryota; Rhodophyta; Florideophyceae; Gigartinales; Gigartinaceae
Exons: 2
Coding region: 1-624 (207 amino acids)
Source: RefSeq, a predicted model, not a curated record